AGGGUUUUUCCCUCUUGUUCAGUGGCUCAUCUAGAAUUCACAGCUUUAUCACGACAGAGCACGAUUCCUCUUUUCAUUUUUUUUUAAAUCGUAAGUUACAGGUGCAACGGCCAAGCUAAUAUUGAUGAGGCAGGAUCAACCUUGACCAGGUGGGGGUAGGAGAGAAAAAAAAAAUUAUCUAAAAAAGAAAAUUACACACUCGGUUUGAGAUCUAUGGCCCUGAAAAGCACUCAGCAUUUUUUUUUCUUGCCCCUCUCUUUUCUGAAUUUUUUCUCUCGCGUUUGUUGGAUAUUGUGACUCUCCCCUAUUGCUAUACAACGAGUGGAUGGUCCUGUUACAAACUGAAACAUAUAGACAAAAGAAAAAGUCUCACCACGAUUUUCUCGUGUACGCAAGCUGACAUUGAGCCCUUCCGUCCGCAGUAAAUCAUCAAGAUUAUCAACACCAGAGUGCCCAACCCCUUCUGGUUUUGCUUUUCCCCGGCGUGAAAAAUGGACUGCUGUCGUGUCUAUCGUUAUUAGUCUUGGAUAAUAUGUACAAAGACCUUGACUUUCCCAUAACACUCUCUAGCCAGUAUUUAAAAAAUAAGAAAGGAAACAACAACAAAAAAAAGCCCUCGUCUUUUUCUUACUAAUUUGGGAGUUGAUGAAUCGUCAGCAGUUACAGGUUUAAGGUUAGCGGCCUGUCAGGUCCAUUCAACAUUUCAAGGCGGGGAGGGCAGGAGCGGCGACCGCGGCAAUGUUGUUUUCGUUGUCAUGACUGCCAGUCCCUUGUUGAUUUUUAUCAAUAGACACACAUAAAAAGAAACUUUUCGCCAGUGGAUGGCAUCGUGAAAUAUCACGAACGCUGUCAGUGUGUUUCUUUCAAAAAGGGCAACACGAACCAAGCCCCUUCUCUCCUUUUCGGAUAGUUUCAAAAGAUUCGUUUUCAACACACAUAGUGUUGUUGUGACUGCCCGAAAAAAGGAAUCGAUCGCCUCCCGUCAUGAAGUCGAGGAAGCAGUUGGAAGCGCAGCAGCGUUACAAAAAAGAACAGGAGGAGAGGCAGCGGAUUAAAAACGAAGAAUUGAGGUUGGAGAUGGAACGUCGGAGGAGAGAGCAACAAGAAAAGGAGGAACACGAAGCCCGAAUUAAAAAGGAGCGCCAAAUCCGUGAGGUUGAACUAUGUCGACUGCAUUGUGAACGAUCGACAGCUCUCCUAACACUAUGCACGUCAAGCGUGGCCAGCUGGGCCAUCCAGCAAUGGCAACUGAAAAAAUUCUACUGGUGUAUGAGGUGUGACGGCCUACCGGAUCCGGGACAUCUCCCGCAGUUAAACGCCUACCGCUACCGCUGGAUCGAAAAUAGUCAAAACACAGAGCCAUGUAUGGAGCGUCUUCUCUCCAGAGCGCCAGAAUUCAACCAAGUUCUUCACGACCUUAACGAUCUGCUGGAAAACACUCACGAUAUCCCAAUAAACCAAGUUCAACAGCUCUGUCAGAUGCAACGGGAGUUAUCGAAACUGUUGAAUCAAGAGAUUGAAGCCGCAGUCAAAAGCGUUUUGAGCGACGUGGAACGACAUCUACUGCCAGACGAAACACAGCUUAAUGUCCAGACUUGUUCCAAGCUUUUCACACUGGCUUUAGGUACCGACACAGCUAAAAACAGUUCCCUGACAUUACAUGACUUCCCACGACUGGGUGUCAGGUUGGACUUGCCCCAAAUUGUUUUAACUAAUGCGAAACCUGUCGUGGCUUCAUUCGUUUGGUUUAAAGAGGGCCAUUAUCUUGAACCUCCAUUGAUCAAUGGCGUUCCUAGUCUACCAUCAAUUCUUCAUCCCCUUACUGAAGAUGAUCCACUGUACAAUCUGGUGCCUGAAAAUAUGCGAGCAAAGCAAAAGGAAGUUCCAAUUGAUGUUGACUUGGUGCCUGUUGCCCAGCGUGGUUCUCCAGCAGACGACGUUAAAGCAGACAUACUAGAUCUGAACAGCUACCUGUUGGUGAUGGGCAUCUUGGAGCUCCAAUUACUCCAGUUGCCUGUACAACCGAGACGAUUUGCCGACUGGACAGUAGCAUAUCUUGAGGAUGGAGACGCGAUCAAAACUUACGAAUUUCGAGCAAUAUUCUCUGAAUCGGGAGCUGCUAGAGAAGCUGAAAAGGCUGGCAAAAGGGGUAAAAAUGACGAUGACGAUGACCCUGGUGAUGGCAAAGAGUCAAACGAAGAGCUUAGAAAAUUAAUCAGCUUCAAAAUCAAGUUACCACCAACAGCUUUUUGGUUGGGUUGUCCGCGACCAGUCAUCUAUCGGAAAGAUUCCGGAACAUGGAAGACCAAAGGUGUGUGGGAUGUUCGCUUCUUUGAAGAAAUCGGAGGUCCUACGGUGCAAUUUCGUCUGGAAGAACCUGCCAUCGUAGCCUUCGCUCAGGCCAAACGCCUCAACUUGCCACUGCAAGGAUGGACGCUGGUUCCCAGUCACAUGAGGAGCUCAAUAAUUAAUUCGUUGGUGAGCAAAGUUCCUGCAGAAGCUGCUAAAGGAUCCAAUGCAAACGAAACGCGAGGUGCUGGUGGAGGUGGAGCAGGAGGUGGAGGAGAUGAAUGGAGUGAUGAGGAAGGCAGUGAUGAGGAAGAAGGAGGAGGACGAGGGAACGGGACUGCCGUAGUUGAGGAAGCCGCAGAUGAACCGGAUGAAAUCGAAUACGAUCCGGAGGCACGUUCCAUCACUUUGACGCUCAACGGAGCCAUAGUUUCUCUUGACAUCGAAAUUCAAGAACAUCAAGUGUUGCUCCGUCGUGUCAGGACUUCAGUGAUAGUCAACGUUCAAGACUUGACAAACAGAGCGAUGAAUCCAUUCGAACUGAUCAAAUCGCUGAGACGCCGUGGCCUAGAGAUUUCACCUAGUCACGAAGUCAGUUCUGCAGUUGAAGAAUUGGCGAAAAACAAGAGUCGGGCAGUCGAAAAUCAUCUUUAUCGCUGCCUGGCCAUACUGGCCGCUUCUGAAAAAUUCUCUUUUUUGCAUAGUCGAUGGAAUCAGAUGGCAGGCGACGAGAAUUUCGUUCUACAGUAUCAAAAGUUAGAAAAUGAAACCAUGAGCCCACCUGCGCUGGCCCAAGUCUCGUUGGAUCGCACACGACUUUUGCCCUACAACGAGAGCAGCCUAUCACUCGAGCAGGAAAAUGUCAAAGAUGUUGAACCUCAGUUUUAUGCUGAUUUGCUCAACGCCCUAUUUGAAUCGUCGCCGAUCGAGUUACGCAACCAGAUCCUCGAUCCAUCCCCAGCCUUUGUCGACACUAUCUACACCAUGCUGGCAGCCACAAGACCGGCUUCAACGGCAUAAUACCUACAAUUGAAGCGAGCUUUUUACGGCUUCGCUACAAAUACAAGUUAGUUGAAAGGUCCA
Messenger RNA from Daphnia magna, 3372 nucleotides. RefSeq names its product dynein axonemal intermediate chain 7 homolog. NCBI's taxonomy places the organism in Eukaryota, Metazoa, Arthropoda, Branchiopoda, Diplostraca, Daphniidae. Bases 985 to 3309 code for a protein of 774 amino acids. The record is from RefSeq and is a predicted model, not a curated record. Gene Ontology annotation, molecular function: beta-tubulin binding; microtubule binding. Gene Ontology annotation, cellular component: axoneme. The transcript has 14 exons.